AUGAAAUAAAACAACAGACAAGUGGCCCGCACCCCCUCUUGCUAUUUUUACUAAUAAUAUUAAUAAAACAGUGGAAUAAAUAUGGACGGCAAGUUUAUGAACAGUCUUGAAGAUUUAGAGCAGCUAUUCAAUUCACGCAUGGCUGAAUAUGAAGAGAAGCUGACCAAGGCUUCAACAGGAUCUGGCUCCGUGGCUGUCAAUGUAUCUUCAAUCAGCAGUGAGUUUAGUAAUUUUAAGAUGUUCGUCUGGCAGGCUUUAUCAAAAUUAAAAACUCAGAUUGAGUUGCUUGGCGUCGGUUUUGACAGACACGAAACCUUCAUGCGAAGAAAAGUGUUACUACUUCAUGGUGUUCCUGAAAAACCAGAUGAGAAAUUACAUGAAGUAGUCACUGACCUCUUAAACUGCAAAUUACGGUUAAGUGACUUGCAAGAAUCGCACAAUACCUUAAAUGUUUGUCACCGGCUAGGGUCUUCCAGGCAGAAAACUCGCCCAAUCCUGGUGCGGUUCUUUAAAGUGGAACACCGUCAGCUCAUGUGGGAUGCCAAGAAGCUACUUAAGGAUACCGGCAUCACGAUCUCAGAAUUCUUGACCCAGCCUCGGCAUCAAACUUUCCUUGCUGCUAGGAAGCACUUCAGCAUGAAGAAUUGUUGGACCACAGAAGGUAGAAUAGUCAUUCUUUGUCCUGACAAAACCAGACGAAAAAUUGAGACGAUGGGUGAGCUCAACGAGUUGGUGGUGCGUUUCCACACCGGCAUCGUCGAGACCGCAGUCACCGAUCCUGGAUCACGUAGAGAUGUCCAGGAAGUCUCCAAAGCACAACGUAAGACUCGUCGUCGGAAUUGUUAGCUGCGCGCACUUCGGUUUCAACGCUGAGUUUUUGCUUCAUGUGUCGGUACUUCGAUAUAAAUUUAAAGACUUUGUUCUCGGUUACGACACCAUAGGCAUUUAAUCUGUUUAUUUGUAGGUACUUUUAAAUCGUUAAACCACAUCGCAAUUUUCUUUUCUUACUAUUGGUCGUGGCUGGUAACGAAUGAGUAACUUUAAUUAAUUUAAAUCGCACUUUCAAAAUUUCAAACUGUUGUCCUUGAAUGAGUGACAGCUCUGACAGCGGUCAUCUGUCAUUGUAUUAUGCGUUUUGCUAGUGUUACCAGUUUGGCUUCUUGCCUUUUUAUAUUUAGUUUUAUAGACUAGGUAAUUUUGUUUUUACUUUAGUUUUAUAUCCUGUUUUAUUAAUAUGUAUUCCUUUUUCUCUUCAUCACCAGCGAGAAGGGGAUGUCGUUGGUGGCUACUUGUCAAUUUUGUGUGUAUUUUUUCGU
Trichoplusia ni (cabbage looper) is the source of this 1316-nucleotide messenger RNA. RefSeq lists its product as uncharacterized. The transcript has a single exon. The coding region runs from base 82 to 846 and encodes 254 amino acids. The record is from RefSeq and is a predicted model, not a curated record. Lineage: Eukaryota; Metazoa; Arthropoda; Insecta; Lepidoptera; Noctuidae.